This is a messenger RNA of Aspergillus novofumigatus IBT 16806, 7734 nucleotides long. Its product is annotated as nonribosomal peptide synthase. The coding region runs from base 1 to 7734 and encodes 2577 amino acids. Gene Ontology annotation, biological process: secondary metabolite biosynthetic process; amino acid activation for nonribosomal peptide biosynthetic process. Gene Ontology annotation, molecular function: phosphopantetheine binding; catalytic activity. Lineage: Eukaryota; Fungi; Ascomycota; Eurotiomycetes; Eurotiales; Aspergillaceae. The record is from RefSeq and is a predicted model, not a curated record. Gene Ontology annotation, cellular component: cytoplasm. The transcript has 4 exons.
AUGGAUAUUGUGGCUCGAUGGAACCACCCGGGUCUCCUGGACCAGCCGGAGCUUUGCAUUCAUUCCGUCUUUGCCAAGCAAUGUCUCCAAUAUCCAAACGCAGAAGCCGUCCAUGCUUGGGACGGGUCGUUGUCCUAUGCAGACGUGGAUGCGUUGUCUGGCGGCAUAGCAGAUCAUCUGACAUCUCUGGGCGUAGUUCCCGAGAAUGUGGUACCGAUUUAUAUGGAAAAGUCAAAGUGGGUCGUAGUUUCGAUUCUGGGAGUCCUUAAAGCGGGCGGAGCAUUCACACUUCUUGAUCAUUCUUUCCCUUUGGAUCGCGUGAGGAUGAUGUGUAAUGAUGUCGGAGCGUCCGUGGUCAUUACCUCUCGCUCGUUGAUCCCCAAAGCGAGUGCUCUGGGCCUCGAAAUUUUUUUGGUACCUGACAACCUGGCCAGCGCCGCGACUGUAGCGUGCUCGGCUCGCUUACCCGUGGUCAAACCAAGGAACGCCGCUUAUAUUGCUUUUACCUCUGGAUCGACUGGAAAACCUAAAGGCAUUGUGGUGGAGCACCGAUCGUUCUGUGCCAACAUGCUGGCCAACCAGCGAAUGCAUAACCUGGACGAGACAUCGCGGGUUCUGCAAUUUGCCUCGUUUGCUUUCGAUAUCAGCAUACUGGAGCUACUGAUGCCGCCGAUGGUAGGGGCAUGUGUAUGCAUUCCGUCUGAGGACCAACGGGUGAACGCUCUAUCCAGUACUAUCGAGGAAUUUGAGGUGAACUGGCUGGAGCUCACACCAUCAGUAGCAAGGUUGGUGUCACCAGACUCUAUUCCGCGCGUCAAAACACUUUUACUUGGUGGCGAACCAAUGAAUCCGCAUGACCUGCGUACCUGGCUCAAACACGUCCAAUUAAUUGGGGCGUACGGUCCAGCCGAGUGCAGUGUUGUCACGACCUUGCGCCGUCACACCGAUGACUCGAAUAUAUCCAACAUCGGCCGUGCGCAUGGCGGCCACUGCUGGAUUGUUAAUCCUGAAGACCAUGAUCGACUCUCCCCAAUUGGAUCUGUUGGCGAGUUGGUGAUUAGCGGCCCGCUGGUUGCUCGCGGUUAUAUUAACCAGCCUGAUCAGAUGGCGUUCAUCCAACCGCCAAAAUGGGCCUCGCUCUUUCAUAUAUCACCCAACGAGAGGUUCUACAAGACAGGCGAUCUUGUACGAUGGGACCUGAACGAAGACGGAUUACAGUUCAAAGGGCGAAAAGACACGCAAGUGAAGCUACAUGGACAGAGGCUGGAGCUGCAAGAGGUCGAGUACCAAGCGGAGCAAUUCAGACCUGGUAGUAUGGUAGCUGCAGCUGAGGUCCUUGAACUGGACCAUGGUAUGGACGCCAAAAUACUUGCUUUGUUCCUAUCGGACAGGGAAAGUUAUCCAUCAGGAAGCCAAGUGCCCCCUGUCACUCGGCAAGUCAAGUGCUGUGAAUGGAUUUCCGAAUUGCAGGCUUGGUUACAACAAAAACUUCCGAAGUAUAUGGUGCCAACUUUGUAUAUUCCGUUGGAAAGUCUACCAAUAAGCCCAACCGGGAAGCUUGAAAGGCGAGUGCUGAAAGAGAUCGGACGGAAACACGCAGUCUCUAGAUCUCUGUCUCGUGAGCCUGGUCCCGGUAAAGUGCCGGGAGACGACGCUCGUCCUCUGUCUAAGAUAGAGAGAUCAUUGAAGCGUGUCUUUUCCGGGGUGCUCGGUGUCCCCGAAGGUGCAUUUGUGCCGGAAGAUGCGUUCUUCUCAUUAGGAGGGAAUUCGGUCACAGCCAUCAAGGCCGUCUCCCGCGCGAGGGAAGAGGGAUUGGCCCUGAGCGUCGCCGAUAUCCUAUCUCUACAGACCGUGUCUCGACUAGCGAAAAUUGCUCGCAAAACAGAGGCCUUAGAAGCCAUUCCCCGUUUUAGCCUGAUUGCGAAUCCUCGGGUGAAUAUCGGCGUUGCUGCUACCCAAUGCCAAGUAGAAGCGGAACAUAUUGAGGAUAUCUAUGGCUGCACACCGGUGCAGGAGGGGCUGAUGGUGCUUUCUACCAAGCGUCCUGGAUCACUUGUGGGACAGUUCUCGUUCUAUGUACCAGGUGACGUUGGAUUGGACCUCUUAGAAGCGGCCUGGAACCAAGUAGCCAUAUCCAACCCUAUCCUGCGCACGCGAAUUGUGGCAGGAGAGAAUAACAGGCUAAUGCAGGCCGUAGUGAAAGGGGUUCCAAGACUUAUUCACCGGAGAACUUUGAGGGAGUGCGUCGAUGCCUUGAGCCCAGAGCCAAUGCAACUUGGGGAUCCUCUGACUCGCGUGGCUUUUGCUGUGACCGGCGACGAGAGUGAUUCCGGACCCGUACUUAUCCUUGCAAUGCAUCACGCCGUCUUCGAUGGCCGGUCUUAUAUGUGCAUUCUGGAGGAUCUUCAUAAUGCAAUGCUGGGCGGCUUGGUUGCUUCGCGACCGCAAUUCAAUCAUCUCAUUAAGCAUAUAGCCCAAUUGGAUCCAACUCCUGCAAUGUCAUAUUGGGCCCAGGAGUUUGAUGGUCUUCAGGCUCCGGUGUUUCCUACCCCCGUCGAACAUUGGACUCCUACAGAGAAACCGUGCAUUGAAAAGAAAAGCUUUGCAUUGGGAACGAUCCACGAUGGAGGCAUUACACUCACAACCACUCUCCGCCUUGCAUGGGCGAUGGUUCAAUCCUCCCAUACCUGCUAUAAUGACGUUUUUUAUGGGAUGACGGUGUCCGGAUGCAACGCCCCCAUACCCCAGAUUGAGGAAAUAGCUGGUCCAACGAUUGCGACAUUUCCCACCCGCGUUCUAAUCGAUCCAGACCAGUCUGUUCAGGCGGCGCUGGACUCAAUUGUGCAAAAUGAUAUUGCUCGUAUACCGUUCGAGCAGGUGGGACUCAGCAAUAUUUGUCAAGCUAGCGAGCGGGCAGCUUUCGCCUGUGGAUUCCAAACGUUGCUCAUCAUCCAACCAAGCCGCAAUGAAAGCCGCUGGCCUACUUUACGGGAUCUACCGAGGAAUUUCGAACAACAGCAGGGGUUCAACACCUGUUCAUUAACGAUAGUUAUUGAGCUAGGAGCUAAUUCUGUCAAUGUUGAGGCCAUUUUCGAUGGGUCUAUAUUGACAAAGCAAGAUACACAGUCCCUGUUAAACCGGUUUGAAGUCAUCCUGCAGCAGAUUAUGGCGGAUACCGACCCUGAACGAGUUCUUCUCAGCCACUGGAGUCGGCCCCGCGUACUGGAACACCCUUCGUACAUACACGACCUUAUUUUCAGCUGGGGUUCAGCAAACCCAGCAGCAGAGGCUGUUCGUGCAUGGGACGGCUCAUGGUCGUUUGGUCAGCUACUUGAUGUUUCGCGUGCGCUCGCUAGCCAUCUAGGCAACCUUGGCGCUUGUCCCGAAACCUACGUCGCUGUUUAUAUGGAGAAAUCCAAAUGGUACCCCGUUGCUCUGCUGGGAAUAUUGCUAACGGGAGCAGCUUUCGUCCUUUUGGAUACGAACUUCCCCGUGGAUCGCCUACAGAGGAUAUGCAGCGACGUAAAAGUGAAAACUAUAGUUGCCUCGCAACUCAUGUCCGAAAAGUGCUCUAGCUUGGGUAGUACCACUGUUCUUAGCGAACAGACUGUGCGCCUGUGGGAGAGAACUACGUACGGCGGGUUUUCAAUAGGCUCUCACAGUGGGGCAUACGUCGCGUUUACCUCUGGUUCUUCAGGGACGCCCAAAGGCGCCGUUAUUGAGCAUGCAAUGCUUUACCAUACGUUUGCCGCGUUCCGAAAAGUGUGCUCACCUCCUCCAGGGUUCCGCAGUCUAUUCUUCUCAUCCCCAGCCUUCGACAUUGCAGUAAUGGAAGUAUUAUUUGUUCUUGCAUGCGGCGGUUGUCUAUGCGUUCCCUCAGAAGACGACCGAUUCAACAAUCUGCCCGGGGUAAUAAGACAGCUUGGGGUUAAUUUCCUCAUUCUCACUCCAUCUGUCGCGAGAACCUUGGCCCCAUCCGAGAUUCCGUCCGUACGCACGAUGAUCCUGUUGGGCGAGGCUGUUCUCGCCUGCGAUAUCACAACCUGGUCGGACGCAAUGUCCUUAUAUGUUGGGUAUGGUCCAGCCGAAUGCACACUGCUAACCACAAUGUCCCGCCUCGAUCGAGUGGACCCAGGACCACCGAAGAUUGGAAACCCGUUGAAUGGCUCAUGUUGGGUAGCUCACCCAAGCGAUCACAAUCAGCUCGUGCCCAUUGGUGUGGUCGGAGAGCUUAUAAUCGGAGGACCGAUUGUUGGGCGUGGUUAUAUUGGACGACCCAAGGAGAGUGCCGCAGCUUUCAUUAAAAACCCGACAUGGGCUGCUGAGUUCGGGAUCCCCGGAGACCAACGUCUGUACAAAACUGGGGAUCUAGUGAAAUACAACUGGGAUGGCAGUUUACGAAUUAUCGGUCGCAAGGACACCCAAGUGAAGCUGCGUGGGCAGCGAAUCGAGCUAGAAGAGAUUGAACAGUGCGUUCGGAACUACAAAUCCAACAUGACAGCCGUGGCAGACGUGCUUCAAUUCAGCGACACUCCAGGCCAACAAGUUGUGCUAUUUAUCAACACCGAUGACGCUAUGAGGACCACCGAAAAUGCCCAGUCCAAGGAACAGGAUGAGCUGUUCACUCCGCUGACACCAGAUCUGGAGAUGACUCUAUCCGGUUUAAGGGAACAUUUGGGACGUGUUCUGCCUUCAUUCAUGGUUCCUUCCGCGUUCAUUUACUUAAGGCAUCUUCCGUUGACUCCAAGUGGGAAAACUAAUCGAAAAGUACUUCGCGAGCAUGCCGCGACGACCAGCAGGAAAUCGCUGGAGACCUGCAAAGCACGCGCCCUUUCCACAGCUGGGCCCUCGACUGACCGUGAAAAGUUAGUUCGGAGCAUAUUUGCGCACGUUCUAUCAAAGGAGGAGGAUGAGAUCGGCAUCCAUGACAACUUUUUCUCCCUGGGAGACUCGAUAUCGGCCAUGCAAGUGCUCAAUGCUUGUCGACGGGAAGGGCUGCAUCUCACUAUGCCGGAAUUUCUGGUGAAUAACUCUGCUUCUCUUGUCGCAUCCUCGGCAACUACGGGCGAGAUAUUCCCUCUGAGUCCCAUCCAGUCUAUGUUCUGUGACAUGGCCCCUAACAUUCAUUCGCGGUUCAACCAAUCUUUUUUCGUCGGUGUGGAGCAGGACUACAGCGUUCCCGAAUGGGAGCAAGCGUUGCUACAGAUUGUUGACCGUCACCCAAUGCUGCGGAUGCGCCUUGAAUCUCGGUAUGCACAGAUCAUUACCUCCGAUGUCAAAGGCUCAUUCACCUUGUCGAGUCAUCAAGUGCUGCAGACUGAAGAUGUCUCCGAGAUUGUGGAACUAGCUCAAGCAAGGGUGGACCCUGUUAAAGGUCCUCUUCUCGCCGUCGAUCUCAUCAGCACAGCUCAGGGUGGCCGGUACGCUUCCUUUGUAGCGAGUCAUAUGGUUGUGGACUUGGUGUCCUGGAGAAUAUUACUAGACGACCUUGAGAAUCUGCUCAAGGGCAGAAGCUUGCCUGUUGAGCAUCCAUUAUCGUUCCAGGAAUGGGUAGGCCUGCAAAUUGAACAAUGCACGGACUACCGUCCUCAGCAAGUAUUGCCUUUUGGCAUGCCUCUUAUUGACACGUCUUAUUGGGGCCUGGCGCCACAUGAAAAUUUGUUCGGAGACGGUCUAUUUGAGGAAUUUUCACUUGACCUUUGUACAACCCACAUCCUCAUGGGAGAGGCCAACGAAACAUUCGGCUCCCGGCCACAGGACAUUUUGAAUGCGGCUUUAUUGUAUUCAUUUAUGGAGGUCUUUCGAGAUCGUGCGCCACCGACCAUAUUCAAUGAGAGCCACGGCCGAGAGCCUUUCAAUGCAGAUAUUGACCCUUUCGGAACUGUCGGUUGGUUUACCACAAUUUGGCCCUGUAUAGUCGCCCAGGCUCAAGACUAUAGUUUUACGGAACUGGUGCGCCGAGUCAAAGACUCGUCCAAGCAUGUACCAGGGAAUGGACGACCAUACUUCAGUUCGCGGUACGUGAGUCCCCACUGCAAGGAAGCUUUCGCAUCCCAUAGCCCGGUAGAAAUCCUUGUCAAUUACGCCGGUCAAUACCACCAACUUGAGCGUCGAGAUUCUCUAUUCUCCCAGCCAGCAUGGAGACCGGAUCCGAGGCUAGACGUUGCUAGGGAUAUGCCGCGCUUUGCUACAUUUGAUGUGUCUUUUGAAGUGACCCGAGGCCGACUCUGUGUCUCUUUCUUUUACUCUCGAUACUCCAAGAGACAACCCGACAUCAGAUUAUGGAUCUCAAAGUUUCAAAGGACCUUAAACGUUGAGGUCCAGCAGCUGAUGGGAUUGCCACGUCAACUGUCAUUGAGUGAUAUUCCUCUUGUUCAUACUGAUUACACAGAAUUAUCUGCUCUGCAGAACAUUGUUCAGACCUCCCUGGGGGUGCCUUCCAUUUCUUGUGUGGAAGACAUCUACCCCUGCUCCGACGCCCAUGCGGGCCUUAUUGAGGGUUUCACUGGCACCGCCUCUCUACACAAAGUUCGCUCUCUUUGGCAGAUCAAAAAUACCAAAAAUCUGGAUGCAUGCACCGUCGCUGAUGCCUGGAAUCGGGUGAUCCAGCGGCACGCCGUGAUGCGAACUGUUCUCUUGGACUGCGGCCUAAAGGCUCAUAAAUGGCUCCAUGUCGUUAUGAAGCAAGUUCCGUCGGAUAUUCCAAUCUUGCAUUCUGCCUCGCCUGAGACAGCAAAACAGAAACUAAUGCUCCUUGGACAACCCAAGUCAGAGUGGAAACGUCCGUCUAAUUUCUUUGCAGUGUGUCAAAGUGCGGAAGGGCAAGUCUUCUUCAUGUUCGAGUCGGGGAGUGCUCUCAUUGAUGCUGCUUCGUUUUCUAUUCUUUUGCAUGAUCUCAAUCUGAUACUCGACGGAGGAGAGCUCAGCGGACCGUCUCAUCGCUAUAGGGAAUACAUAUCGUACCUUGGCAAGACACCGAGCAAUAAGGGUUUGCUGUACUGGGAGAAUGUGCUGUCUGGUGUGCAGCCUUGCCUUUUCCCUCAGCUCCACCCGUGUUCCUCAACUCCUAGUGACAUCAGACGGCCGCACACGUUCAAGCGCUUCAUGCCAAAUUCGGAGCCACUCCACUUGUUCUGUAGAGACAACGGGCUGACCGCAACCAACGUCUUUCAGUUGGCUUGGGCACUUGUGCUGCGACUGUACACAGGUCGUGUUGACGUGUGUUUUGGGACGCUAGUGUCUGGCCGAGACAUUCCUCUACACGGUGUCAUGGAAACUGUCGGUCCUUUUUUUAACGUUCUCCCAUGUAGUUUGCACCUAGCAGGGGAGAUCACUCCUCUGCAACUUCUUCGACAGAAUCAGGCCGCAAUGCAGUUCCGCCUCGAGAAUCAGCAUUGCUCGCUCCUGGACAUUAUUAGAUGCACCGGGUUGGAGCUGGAUGGACUUAUAAAUACCUGCCUCACCGUGCAGCCUGCAUUGUCUUCUUCUUUCUCAGUAAAGUGCAACCAAACGGACGUUGGUUUUGAGCUCCUGGAGUAUGACGAUCCCACUGAGUUUGCCAUAUGUUGUGUUGUUUUGUUGUCGCCUACAAUGUUAGAACUCAACAUACGCUAUUCCGAUACCAUCUGCACAAUGGAGGAUGCCGCCAAAAUAGCAGACCAUUUUACUGAUGCUGUGCACUGGAUUGUACAUGGCACAAAGGAUACUGUAAACCAAUUUUCCAAAAUUCCCUAG